AUGCCUGGGGACCAAGACGACGCAGAUCCGACGCCUUACAGCCUCCCAGCCGUGUUCGGAAACGCCGUCGUCACGUCCCUCCUCUCUCUCUCUCCGACCGCCACCGACGACAGUCUCACUCUUCGUGCGCUCGUGAACAGCAAGGAUGCCGGCGUCGUCAUUGGGAAGACUGGCGCAACCGUCGCAAGACUCCUGGAACAGACCGGCGUCAAGGCUGGCGUCAGCAAGGUCAUCCCCGGCGUCCAUGAGCGGGUUCUAUCCUCCCCUCUUCUCGCAGACUCCUCCUUGGACGUGUCACGACGGUCUCUCUGGGCCUGA
Messenger RNA from Dichomitus squalens LYAD-421 SS1, 318 nucleotides. RefSeq lists its product as uncharacterized. NCBI's taxonomy places the organism in Eukaryota, Fungi, Basidiomycota, Agaricomycetes, Polyporales, Polyporaceae. Gene Ontology annotation, molecular function: RNA binding. The transcript has 2 exons. Bases 1 to 318 code for a protein of 105 amino acids. The record is from RefSeq and is a predicted model, not a curated record.